Closterium sp. Yama58-4 is the source of this 1257-nucleotide messenger RNA. Lineage: Eukaryota; Viridiplantae; Streptophyta; Zygnematophyceae; Desmidiales; Closteriaceae. The record is from the annotation of a GenBank genome assembly.
AUGGCUCGCAGUGCAGCUCCUGCUGUAACCCUCAUAGCAAUCCUCGUCACAGUGAUUCUUGCUCAAGGAAUAGACGCAACAUUUCUUCCCGCCAACCGCCUUCCGACCAACCUCAAGCCAUCCGAAGUAGCCGCCAAAGCAGCCGCCGCGGCCUCAGCAGCUGCCGCGGCCGCAACAAAAUCAGCCGCCGCAGCAGCCGCAAACAUAAACGCCAGCCCCGCAUCCCUCAACUCGAGCAUUUCCGACUUCGUGUCGUCCCUCAAUGCCUCUAUCUCCAGCCUCGUGUCUUCUCUCAACAGCAGCGCGUCCAGCCUCGAGGCCGCGCUGCAGGCGCAGGUAUCCGCGUUAAACGCCAGCCUUGCCGCGCUUAGCGACAGCCUCGCGCACCUCAACUUCACGUUCGCCAAAGCGAAUAUCACUUCAGAUGAGGUGACGGCGUCACCAACAUUAGCGCCGCUGCUGACGGCGUUGAAGUCUCAGCUUUCGACGCUCGACUCGAAGCUGUCGGCCGACGGCUUGAAGACGAGCAUCGACACGCUCGCGAAGGACCUCGUGGGCUUCGCGGUAACGGGGUCGGGGGCGGCGGAUUGGGCGCCAGUGGCGAGAGCGCUACCCCUCCCAGCGGUGGAAGCUUCCGUCAAAAGGGCUUCGCCAAGCGCGGCGUCCGGCGCGCGCGCCGCCGAGUUGGCGGGGCAGAUGGCUGAUCUGACGCAGCGCCUUGCCGGGAUCAACGGGAACGUCAACGCGCUCGCGGGGAUGGUGAACGUUGUUGCCAGCGGGGUUGCUAACGGCGUGAACGGGGUCCUCAACGGUGGCGGUGUGGAUGGCAGCGUGGUGGGGAAACUCGCGAAUCUUCUGCCCCAGCAGGCGGGCAUUCUGCGUGCCGUGCUGACGUCAUGCAACGGCCUGCUGUCUCUCCAAGCCGGCGCUGCUGACAUCCAGAUCCUCAAGAUCGGCUCGGACUACAUGAUCACAUACUACUUCUACGUAGCAGGAGUUACCAAGGCCCCAGACUCUCAGGCCAUUUUCAAGGGCAACCCGUGCAACUCUGUCACCACUGUACCCAUCACCCUCCCUGGCACGUGGGUGCCUAUGAGCCCUGUGACCUGGUCGCUGACGAAUGUUGUGAGGGCGUCAGCUGCUGACGUGGCGGAUCUGUUGGCAUCUCUUCAGACGGUCACCAAUGACAGGCUUUAUGUGGGGUUCUUUGGGGCUGAUGGAGCACUAUCAGGGAAGAUGAUUGGGGGAAAGUUGUGA